ACAGGCUGAGGCAAGGACGAGGCCACCUGGAAAGUUUUAGUGCAGUGGAGUCUAGACCCCACUCCCUCCGCAAUCCAGACCUCUAUCCUGUCCCAUCUUAUACUUACAUUCACACAAAUGUCGAACUUAUUCAACAAGAUGAAAUCUAAAGCUACAUCCGGCGGUGGAAAGGACGAAGAGGAACAAAGAUUCUCUAUUCAACCUCAUCCUGCUACAACAAACAACCCCGCUGACCUUCAGAAUCCAACCCCUGGAACAGGCAUGGGUCUAAACAAUAACGAGCAGAUGGCUCCUUUCCAUGCUCGCGACCCGCACGUUCCGACAGAUCCGCAGGUGAUGGAAUCGUUGGGAAAGCAGGAAGUUAAGAGUCGCGAUGAAUUACGAGCCCGACAGGCCGAGUUGAACAGAAAGGAUUGAACUAGGCCGUCAGAGGCCGUCUGGGUGUGCUCAUCAUGACCCAGUUCCCUUUUGAUCCACAGACUGUCUUUAUCAUACAUGGCCUGGGUUACCAAUCGGUCGCUGUUCUCCCGUCUACAUGUACAUUCACAAAAUACUUUGUACCAUAAUGUAGUUUA
This is a messenger RNA of Lentinula edodes (shiitake mushroom), 575 nucleotides long. RefSeq lists its product as uncharacterized. Lineage: Eukaryota; Fungi; Basidiomycota; Agaricomycetes; Agaricales; Omphalotaceae. The transcript has 4 exons. The coding region runs from base 118 to 417 and encodes 99 amino acids. The record is from RefSeq and is a predicted model, not a curated record.